UGGCACGUCUCAACAGGCAUGGAAAACAUACCUCGCCGCUCCGAGGGACUGAUUCUACAGGUACGGGACUGAGCAGAGGAUCAGACUGUUAUCACACAGAUAUUUAACUCUCCUGUUGCAGACAGCCUUACACAGAUCGUACACCUGUACACCUCCACACACAGAGGCAUCAUGGCAGAAGUACUGAAGGCUGUCCUGUUGCUGUGGAUCCUCCAGGUCUCUGCCCAGGACCCAGAAUACGACCACCUGUUAGUGAGGCCCAGGAACAUCAAUGACGAAAAGGACGACUGCCCCAUCAAUGUGUACUUCACCAUGGACACCUCUGAGAGUGUUGCUCUGAGGGAGUUCCCCUGGGGCAGUCUGGUGGAGGAGCUCAAGAUGUUCCUCCAGUUGUUUGUGGAGAGGCUCCAGACCACCCCCCUCAGGGCCAAGAGGGCCCAGUGGGCCUACGGUGGGCUGCACUUCUCAGACCGUGUGGAAGUCUUCAGCCAGGUGGUCACUGAUGCUGCAGAUUUCCUGGGAAGGACACAGGCCAUCAGGUACAUUGGUAGGGGAACCUUCAUCGACUGUGCCCUGAGGAACAUGACAGAACAAGUGAGACUAACGGCCAGUGGAAAGCCCCGGCUCCAGUACGCUGUGGUCCUCACUGACGGCCACAUCACUGGCAGCCCCUGUGGAGGGGUCUCACGGGCCGCCGAGGCUGCCAAGGCAGCGGGCAUCAAGAUCUUUGUAGUGGCCACCAACGAGUACACCAUGGAGAGUGAGCUCAAGCGGAUCGCCAGUUCUCCUGUGGAGCUGUAUAGGAAAGACUACAUGGCAUUCCCAGCUAGCAACCGCCAGGCAGCUGUCAACAGGAUAACUGACACCAUGAUCAAAGAGGCCGAAUUUGAGUGCCAAGCCCCGAUGUGCAUCCAAACAAAAGGAGCAGUCGGGCCGAAAGGAUACAAGGGAAUGAAAGGUGCGAAAGGAACUAAUGGUGCAAUAGGAGAUCCUGGACAGCCUGGGCAACAGGGAGACCUCGGUAUCGAGGGCUCGAUAGGUUCGCAUGGACAGAAGGGUCUUCCAGGCCUCAAAGGAGAGAAGGGAGAUAUUGGUGGAUCUGGUCCGAAGGGUCAAAGGGGAUCUCCUGGGUAUAACGGCAUUGAUGGCGAAAAGGGAAAGACUGGCACCACUGGGACACCUGGAUGUAAAGGAGACGCUGGCAUGUCGGGAGAAGCCGGUCUUGCCGGGGACUUUGGUAUCAAGGGUGACACGGGCAAGUCAGGUGAAAAGGGUGUUGCUGGGCAGAGUGGCAGGCCUGGACCACAGGGUGAUCAUGGAGACAGUGGAGAUAAGGGUGUUGCUGGCUAUGUUGGAAACCCUGGUCUGCCUGGGCAAAAAGGAAACAAGGGUAAAGCUGGACCUGGUGGAAGUCCUGGCGACACUGGAAGCAGAGGAGACAGUGGCAGAGUUGGACGACGGGGCAAGGCUGGCAAGAGAGGAGAUAAGGGAGAACGAGGCCCAGAGGGGGUGAAUCCAUGUUGGUUGUAUUCAUUGUGUUGCAUCUUGCAGGGAGAACGAGGCCCAGAGGGGGAGAAUCCAUGUUGGUUGUAUUCAUUGUGUUGCAUCUUGCAGGGAGAACGAGGCCCAGAGGGGGAGAAUCCAUGUUGGUUGUAUUCAUUGUGUUACAUCUUGCAGGGAGAACGAGGCCCAGAGGGGGAGAAUCCAUGUUGGUUGUAUUCAUUGUGUUGCAUCUUGCAGGGAGAACGAGGCCCAGAGGGGGUGAAUCCAUGUUGGUUGUAUUCAUUGUGUUGCAUCUUGCAGGGAGAACGAGGCCCAGAGGGGGAGAAUCCAUGUUGGUUGUAUUCAUUGUGUUGCAUCUUGCAGGGAGAACGAGGCCCAGAGGGGGUGAGAGGAGUUCCUGGAGAGAAUGGAGAAGAAGGAGCAGCAGGGGCACCAGGUUUCCCAGGGGUCCGUGGUCCACCAGGUGAGGGUGGAGAGGCGGGACUUCAGGGCUCUCAGGGGGAUGCAGGGGACUUUGGCCCCCGAGGAAACACUGGAGCAGCAGGAGCUAAGGGAGAUAGAGGAAGUGAUGGAUACAACUACCCAGGACCCAGAGGGAAACAGGGAGGGAGAGGAGACCCUGGUUUACCUGGACUGCAGGGCACCAGAGGUUAUAAUGGAGAGAAAGGAGCCCAGGGAACAACAGGAACAAAAGGACCGGCAGGGGAGCCAGGGCAAGAGGGUGUUCCUGGGGACAGAGGAGUGAGGGGGUUACCUGGACCACUGGGAGUACCUGGUACUCGUGGGGCCUCUGGUCUAUCGGAGUGUGAAAUCAUGGGAUUUGUCAGAGAAACGUGUGGCUGCUGUGAUUGUGAAAAGGUUUGCCCUCCCCUGGACCUGGUGUUUGUGAUUGACAGCUCUGAAAGUAUUGGAAAAACCAACUUCAGCCUGGCUAAAACCUUUGUCAUCAGUGUAGCAAACAGGCUUGGGAAGAUGGCCAAAAACACAUCUGACGUCUCAGGGUCUCGUCUGGGUGUGGUUCAGUACAGUCACCAAGGGGAGGUUCAGGCCAUCAGGAUGGACGAUAGGAGCAUCACCUCUGUGACCUCCUUCAACACAAAGGUCAAAGCCAUGGAGUGGAUCGCUGGAGGCACCUGGACUCCCUCUGCCCUGAAGUACACAUACGACCAUCUGAUAGUUCCAGGUCGCAGGGGGAGGACCAAAGUGGUGGCCAUAGUUAUCACAGACGGUCGCUACGAUCCUAAAGACCUGGAUAAUCUUGGAGCCCUGUGUAACGGAGUGGACGUGUAUGCCAUCGCCAUCGGUGAUAUGUUUGACUCUGGGGCAGAGAGGCAGAAUCUGGAGAUGAUUGCCUGUAAUAUGGGGGACCGGGUGAAGACACUGAGUGUCUACGCUGAACUAACUGCUGAGGAAUUCUUAGAGGAAAUAGAACAAAUCCUCUGCCCAGAACCAGAGAUGAUCUGUCCAGACCUGAAGUGUGCCUCGGAUUUGAGUUUGGCUCCACUGAUCCAGCGCCCCGUAGACAUCCUCUUCUUCAUUGACGGUUCUGAGAGAACAGGGGGCAGAAACUUCAUCAGCAUCCUGCGCUUCAUCGGGAGACUCUCCCAAUCGAUCCCUCUCUCCAAGGAGGUCUCUUCAGGAGCUCGCUUCGCCGUGCUGCAGUUUGGAGGGGAGCAGGACCCAGAGGUUCUUCUGGACUUCUCCAACAACCACAGAAAGAUUAGCUCCCUGGUCUCUAAUGCAGUCUACCGCGACUCAUCCUCCACUCUGGGCAGCGCUAUUCUCUACGCAACUGAGAACCUCGUCAGUAACCCUGGAGGUCGGUUCAGAGGGGUACGUCCAGACGCAGAGCUCACCUUUGUGUUCAUUACAGACGGAGUGACCUCAGACAAGAACUUUGCUGAGGGUAUUGGAGCCAUGAGAAGGGCCAACGCAGUGGGUGUUGCUAUCACAGUGGGAUCAGAUAUUGACAAGGAGCGGUUGCUGCAACUCACUCUUAGGGACAAAGCUCUUAUCUUUAACCUGAUGAGUUUCAAUGACUUGGCCCUCCCUGGGGUUGUUAAACACAUGGCUCAUUGCCUUGGUUAAACCAGGUUAAAUAUAUUCAGGGCCCCAUUUGAUUUAACACGGGGCGUGUAGGCUAACUGAAAGACCUAGAACUGAUUUCAUAUGUCAUUUCAUGCAUCUUUUCUAUAAUUAGUUUUUAUUAGACUACAUUUAAAAAAAAGAUGUUACUAAUCUAAUUGAUUUGUGACCCCAAUAAAGCCUAUUUUUUU
Oncorhynchus gorbuscha (pink salmon) is the source of this 3779-nucleotide messenger RNA. Its product is annotated as collagen alpha-2(VI) chain-like. The transcript is spliced from 30 exons. NCBI's taxonomy places the organism in Eukaryota, Metazoa, Chordata, Actinopteri, Salmoniformes, Salmonidae. Bases 172 to 3591 code for a protein of 1139 amino acids. The record is from RefSeq and is a predicted model, not a curated record.